Sclerotinia trifoliorum is the source of this 1986-nucleotide messenger RNA. The record is from the annotation of a GenBank genome assembly. Lineage: Eukaryota; Fungi; Ascomycota; Leotiomycetes; Helotiales; Sclerotiniaceae.
UCAUACUUUCCGUUAACUCCUCUUAAUCUUUAACCUUACUUUCUCUUCCAUAAAUCUUCCUAAUAAUGUAAUAUUGAUCAAUUCACCCCUCAUCAUGCUUUUGGGACAAGUUUCGUGGCUGGAUAUCGCCAUCUUUCUCUCCUUCCUCACACCUCAAUUGAUCAUCCAUGUUGGCUUUUUCCAAACCGCCAGUUGUGGUCUACAGGCACUACCAUUUUUAUGUAAGAUACAUAUAGAUGUACGUCCCAGACAUCAUACUGACAACCACAUAGUAAUCAAACUACCACUGUCAUUCAUCAAGGAACGCUUUUUAACAAGCUACAAAAACCAAUCGCCUUUUAUUCAACAAGCUUCCUGGUUUGAGGAUAUUGUCAUUCGUUGUGUCCGUUAUGCUUUUGCUUAUAUUCCAGCAAAUAUUGGUCGAGUCUUCUUCUCAAAAGCAGUUGCGUUGCCAUUUUUGAGGUUUCGUAUGCUUCGUCAUGGAUUCAUAAAAUCUCCUAUUCAUUGGCAUGAGGUCAAUCGGGUAAUUAUCCCCUGCUCUUGAUUGCCGAAUGGCGUUCAAGUAUACUAAAGUUUCCAGGACGACAUGAAAGGAAUUUGGAUCAUUGCGGACAAGACUAGAGAACCAGAUAUUGUGAUUUAUUAUGCCCAUGGUAUGAAUACAUUUCUUUGCUUUAAUCUCGAAAAUACUGAAAGAGCUUUAGGUGGUGGAUUCUCCAUGGGAUCAAGCUAUUUCUACUUGGAAUUUCUUCUUUCAUGGUUGAGCCUACUCAAAGACUCUAGAAAAUUUAGAAACCCCGCCAUCUUCGCAUUAGAAUACAGCUUAGUACCUGAUGAAUCAUAUCCCACUCAACUUCACGAAGCAUUUGCCGGCUACAAAUAUGUCUUAUCCGUGACGCACCACCCAUCCAAAAUUUGUGUCAGUGGCGAUUCAGCUGGAGCGACAUUGAUUCUCAGCUUGCUGCUUCAAAUCGCCAGACCAGAUAUAAUCAAGUCACAUCCAACCAUGGAAACUACACAUACCGAAACCCCUGCGAUGGCAGUUUUGAUUUCUCCUUGGACUACACUCGAUUCACCAGAAGCCAAGAAUACUUCAAGUGACUACUUAGAUACCAAUAGCCUACGUCGUUAUGCACAUCAAUACGCUGGAAGUCGAGCUUCUGUCUCAGAUCCCUCUCUCUCACCAGGGGCAUGUAAAGAUUUGGACUGGUGGAGAAUGGCCAGUCCUACCAGAGGUUUUUUCAUUACUUAUGGUUCAGAGGAGGUCUUUGCGCCAGAGACUCGUGAUCUUAUUAUGCUUCUCAAAAAGUCUAGAAAGGUUGAGAUACGAGCACAGGAGCAAAUUGGUGGCAUUCACGCAUGGCCUGUUGCAGCUCUAUUCUUAAGUAGCACAUCAUCCGCAAGGCUGAAAGGGCUGCGUAUGCUUGUGAGUGAAAUAGGUGAACGAAUGGGAAAGGUACAUUGAGGCAGUAUAUCCAUGGGAAUGUUUAAUUUCCAUAAAAUCGAUCAACAAUUUCAGAAUAUGCCAAUGCCAUUACCUGUAAUGGAUACGAGCAUCGCUUUGGGAGAGUAAAUCUGCCUCGAUACUCAGAACCUCAUCAAAUGCUGGCUGAUUUCACCAGAAAUUAUUCGAAUGAUCUCAGACCAAAGGUAUUUACUACCACACGGCUGGCAGAGAAUAUCGCAUUGAGCGUUAAACUCAAUCCUCCCUCCCGAGGUCGAAUAUGGCUAUCCUCAAAAGUCACGACAAGAUUCUCAAAUCAAGGAAAAGCUGAAAACCGCCAGCGCCAGGAGCAGGGAAAUGAGAAUCAUGACCAACCAUUGACUCACCAUAAUGUCAACCAUGAAUGCUAAUCAUGUCAAUGGACACUGAAUCAGGUAAAUCGACAAAGGAAUAAUGAAAUAUACAUCGGAGGAAUGUAAUCGCGUCCCGAUCUUCAAAUUCCACAACUAUAGACUGUAGCCACUGUUUAAAAAUCUACCAAU